AGUUGCUAAUUUCGUUUUUCUUGUGGUGUCUUCUAUUUCAGAACACAUCAACAUGCAAUUGUUUGUACGUGGUUUGGAAAACAUUGAGACUCUUGAUGUCCAACAAGAUGUCACCAUUGCCGCUGUUAAGGCCCACAUUGCCCAGCUCCAUGGCUACAACACUGAGGAAAUCGUUUUGAACUGCGAAGGCAAUGCCUUGGCCAACGAAACCCCCAUCUCUGCCUUGUCCUCUUUCGAAUUGGACAUCACCAUCCCAAUGUUGGGUGGUAAAGUGCACGGUUCUUUGGCUCGUGCCGGUAAAGUCAAGGGUCAAACCCCCAAGGUAGAAAAGCAAGAAAAGAAAAAGAAGAAGACCGGCCGUGCUAAGAGACGUAUCCAAUACAAUCGUCGUUUCGUCAACACCGUCUCCGGUUUCGGACGUCGUCGUGGCCCCAAUGCCAACUCCGCUUAAGAA
Molecule: messenger RNA, 454 nt
Organism: Musca vetustissima
Lineage: Eukaryota; Metazoa; Arthropoda; Insecta; Diptera; Muscidae
Gene: RpS30
Product: ubiquitin-like FUBI-ribosomal protein eS30 fusion protein
Exons: 2
Coding region: 53-451 (132 amino acids)
Biological process (GO): translation
Cellular component (GO): ribosome; cytosolic small ribosomal subunit
Molecular function (GO): protein binding; structural constituent of ribosome
Source: RefSeq, a predicted model, not a curated record